Molecule: messenger RNA, 1754 nt
Organism: Erythranthe guttata (spotted monkey flower)
Lineage: Eukaryota; Viridiplantae; Streptophyta; Magnoliopsida; Lamiales; Phrymaceae
Product: beta-1,3-galactosyltransferase 7
Cellular component (GO): Golgi membrane
Molecular function (GO): beta-1,3-galactosyltransferase activity
Source: RefSeq, a predicted model, not a curated record
ACGUCUAACCCCAACAAAAUCCAUUAAUGGAAAUCGAGUUAAUAACGAACAACCAAACCAAACCAAACACAUAAGAAAUUUAUCACACGCGUCGAAAAGUAGGCAGAUGAAACCACCAUUUUUAUCUCAACAAUCUUCGCCAUUUUUCGAGUCCCUUUAUCUGUAACUGAUCGACUAAUAAAUCCAUGCUCUUUUUUUUGCUGGGAUUUGUUCAUCUUUUUUAUGGGUUAAUCUUUUUUUUUUUAAUACGAGAAAACUCCGCUUUUUCGAUCAGUACUCAGUACAAUCAAGAAAAUGGGGACGAAGAACAGAAGCAGAGCGAUGGUUUCACUUAAAUGGAUUGCAAUUCUGUGUUUCAUUAGCUUUUUCCUCGGCGCACUUUUCACCAACAGAAUAUGGGCUGCUCCUCGAUCAGAUCAUCGGAUUCUUGAAAUACGGCGUAAUGUGGGAGAUUCCGCAGCUUCUUCCUUCGAUGACUGUGACACUAACAAGAAACUAAUUCGGGACAAGGAAGUGAUAAAGGAGUUCAGCAAAGCGCACGAUGCAAUACAAACUUUGGAUUCUUCUGUUACUAAACUACGGUUGGAGCUUCCAUCGAAUAAAAAAUCCCGCAAAAUUGGACACUUCGAGAAUUCAACUUCCGUUUCCGAAAAUAAUGUGGCGAGGAAAAAGGCAUUUAUGGUAAUAGGUAUAAACACAGCUUUUAGCAGCCGAAGGAGACGUGAUUCUGUUAGAGAAACAUGGAUGCCUAGAGGUAAAAGUUUAGUUCAACUCGAGAAAGAAAAGGGCUUCGUGGUUCGUUUCAUGAUCGGACAUAGUGCAACAUCGAACAGCAUUUUGGACCGUGCAAUCGACUCUGAGGAAGCACAGCAUCACGAUUUUCUCAGGCUUAAACACGUAGAAGGAUAUCAUGAAUUAUCGGCAAAAACAAAAUCAUUCUUCGCCGCUGCUGUAGAAAGAUGGGAUGCUGAAUUCUAUGUCAAAGUGGACGAUGAUGUUCAUGUAAAUUUAGGCACACUAGCUGCAACUCUUGCACGCCAUCGCUCUAAGCAUGGAGUAUAUAUAGGAUGUAUGAAGUCUGGGCCAGUUCUUUAUCAGAAGAAUGUUAAGUACCACGAGCCCGAGCAUUGGAAGUUUGGAGAAGAAGGAAACAAGUAUUUUCGACAUGCUACUGGUCAGAUAUAUGCCAUAUCAAAGGAUCUGGCUAAUUACAUCUCCGUUAAUCAAAAAAUUCUGCACAAAUAUGCAAACGAAGAUGUGUCGCUUGGAGCUUGGUUUAUCGGACUUGACAUUGAGCAUAUUGAUGACCGCAACAUGUGCUGUGGAACCUCACCUGAAUGCGAAUGGAAAGCAAAAGCAGGUAACAUUUGUGUGGCGUCGUUUGAUUGGAGCUGCAGUGGCAUUUGCAAGUCGGUGGAAAGAAUAAAGGCCGUCCACGCAAAGUGCGGUGAAGAUGCUGCCAUUCUUCGGAACGCCCUCGUUUAACUAAUGUGUAAUCACGAUUUUUCUUUUUAUCUCUCCGUUUAUUUUAUCGCUAUUUAUCACUAAAAAAAAUUGGCUGAGGAAAUAGAAUGGGAGAAAAUUGAUGACAGGACGAAGAUUCAUUUUGUAAAUGAACAUAUUUUUUUAUUGCAUAGGAACGACUAGGCAAAUUUUGUCAAGUACAUUUAAAUGAGUUAUGGUAGAGGGAAGAAAGAACAAUGUGUGUGUGUGUGUGUGUGUGUAUAUAUAUAUAUAUAGACUGUUGUUCUUCA